GGAGGAGGAAGGAUGAAGCUAGUUUAUUGUACAAGACAGGAGAGCACACACAUACAAGUAGCUUAAGAUGAAGUGGCUAUUUGUUGCCUUCGUUGCUUCUAUCCUUGUGGUUGGCGUCUACUCUGCUGAUGAUUCAUCGAUCUGGUGUUACCAUGACCCUUCUUGCGAUGACACAACAUGGCCGACGAAUUUUCCUGAGUUUUGCAAUGGCAGUAGACAGUCCCCCAUAAACAUCGUGUCUGAUGAUGCCACAGAAGAUGCAGGCCUGACCGACUUUAACUUCACUCAAUUUGACAACACCAGCGCACUGAAAGAGAUAACCAACACUGGCCAAACUGUCAAAGUGAACAUGAACCCUGGGGUGGAGAUUUCAGAGGGUGGUCUCUCCGAGCCCUACGACACCUUGCAGUUCCACUUGCACUGGGGCAACGGAUCGAGCACGGGUGGCUCUGAGCACACAGUCAAUGGGAAACGCUACCCAAUGGAGUUUCACAUCGUCAACAUCAAGGGCAGUCUUAACCUAGACACAGCCGCUGCCGUCAAUGACUCUACGGGAGUUGCUGCUCUGGGUUUCUUUAUUGAGGCAGAUGACAGUCUUCCAGAUGACCAACCGGCCAGUUGGCGCAUGCUCACGUCCUACUUGCAGAAUAUCACACUAGCCGGUCAAGUAACCCCCAUAGAGUCAGAGAUUUCACUGGACGACCUUCUGCCAGGAGUGAACCGUUCAAGUUAUUAUCGUUAUCUUGGCUCGCUGACCACGCCCGCCUGCUACGAAGCAGUCGUCUGGACCGUUUUUAAGGAUUCCGUCAAAAUCAGCAGCAACCUGAUUGACCUCUUUAGCACAACGCUGCACGUCAACACCACCGACUCAUCACCGAUUGCGGUCAACGUCUUCAGGAAUAUCCAAGACUCUCAGCCAGUCACCACCCAGCCCAGGGAAGAGACUAGCGACUCGUCCAAAGCUUGCGUCUCUCUGGGUCUGCUGGCUCUCAGCCUUGUACUGGGCUGGAGUUAGUCCUCCACAGUUGACGCUUAAUUGCAGAUGAACCCUUUUAUGAAUGUAGCUUGGCUUCACCGACUUUUUAAUCGUUAAAUUGUUUUUUGGGAUUUUUUUUUUUAUGUGUGGAACCUAAUCUACUUUAAGAAUAAUACUCAAAUUCUGUAAUAAAUAAAUCCUCGCUGCAGGAUGUCAAAGUGAGGCUAGCACCUUUACAAAUGUUACAUUUUAAAUUGCUAAAUAUAGUUUUAAGUUGAAACACCAGCUGCUACCUUUUUACGGUCACACACAGAAUGAAGCUAUUGUUGCUUUUAUAUUAUAAAUAUUUCUAUUUAUUUGACCUUUAUGAAUUGUAUGAUGGAGUUUGCCCGGUGAUGCACAACUUUGCACAAAACUGUGACUUUUUUGUCAAGUUUUGUGCGUGAACUUCAAAUGAUUAUAUAGGUGAAACUUAAAGGAGUUCCGAGCGAGCCACAAGAAACCCAAAACACAAAAUACAUCACAGCCUUUUAUUUCCUGCAAGACUGAUUACAUCUGUUCAAGUGACACUUGCCAAUAAAUGUGCGCACCUUUUGUGUGAUUGUCUCUGAA
This is a messenger RNA of Doryrhamphus excisus (bluestripe pipefish), 1588 nucleotides long. RefSeq names its product carbonic anhydrase XVa (gene ca15a). Gene Ontology annotation, cellular component: plasma membrane. The record is from RefSeq and is a predicted model, not a curated record. Lineage: Eukaryota; Metazoa; Chordata; Actinopteri; Syngnathiformes; Syngnathidae. Gene Ontology annotation, molecular function: zinc ion binding; carbonate dehydratase activity.